Molecule: messenger RNA, 4653 nt
Organism: Kwoniella botswanensis
Lineage: Eukaryota; Fungi; Basidiomycota; Tremellomycetes; Tremellales; Cryptococcaceae
Exons: 5
Coding region: 1-4653 (1550 amino acids)
Biological process (GO): phospholipid translocation
Cellular component (GO): plasma membrane; trans-Golgi network
Molecular function (GO): ATP binding; ATP hydrolysis activity; magnesium ion binding
Source: RefSeq, a predicted model, not a curated record
AUGGCUACGACAUCGACAUCAAAAACACCCUUGGUACCUCGGUCCAAGAAACAUCAACCAUCAUGGUAUCGUCGGAAUAUCGCCAGACCACUAUCCAAGUUGAACCCUUCUAAACUUUUUCAUCCAGGCAAACAAUCCUUGUCAUCGAGAUCGAUAUAUAUCAACGAAGAGUUACCCUCAGAAUUUUACGAUAAGAAAGGAAAACUGUUGAAGAACAAGAAAUAUCCAACGAAUCAAAAUGUCACAUCAAAAUAUACGAUCAUAACUUUCUUACCUAGAAACUUGUUUGAACAAUUUAGAAGAGUUGCCAACAUCUUCUUUGCUGCAAUCAACAUCUUACAAUUCUUCCCUAAAUUCUCAACCAUCUCACCGGGUUUGGUCAUCUUACCGCUCAUCGUGGUAUUGGCGAUCACAGCGAUCAAAGAUGGAUACGAAGAUAUCAAAAGACAUCAGGCAGAUCAUAAAGUGAAUCAUUCGAUCGUUCACGUACUAGGUGGUGAAAAUUAUGAGAAUAUGAACCCGAUGAAAGCGAAAGAGAAAACGUUCGUUCCUGCUAUUCCAUUACCAAAAUUGAAAUCACGAAAAGCCAAGAAAGCAGCACUCUUAGAAGAGCAAGAAAGGCAGAAUGGGCAGGCGAAUGAAGCUCCACCUGGAGCUGAACCCAGAGGAGAGGAUCAUGGUUUAAGCAGGAUGAGGAGUCAGGUCUCGAAUUGGCAGGAUGACCCCGAAGCUGGGGAUGCACCGAAUGAGAUUGGUUGGCAUAGGACGAUAUGGGAAGAUGUCAGAGUCGGUGAUAUUGUGAAGAUCUAUGAUGGUGAACAAUUCCCAGCGGAUAUCCUCAUCUGCUCCACCUCCGAGGAAGAAGAUGUUGCGUAUAUCGAAACCAAGAAUCUUGAUGGAGAAACCAAUCUAAAGUCAAGAAACGGUGUACCUGGGUUAUCACAUCUCGAUUCUGCUCAAGCAUGUACUCAAGCUCACCUACGUAUCGACCUUGACGCGCCUGAAGUUAACAUGUUCAGAUUGAACGGUGCUGCAGUAAAUCUAGAAGAGGUUGAUGAAGAGGGGCAACAUCCGAUACAUCCCAUCACGCUUGAAACCACGUUAUUGCGAGGAUGUGUGUUGAAGAACACAGCUUGGGUCAUUGGUAUUGUCAUUUUUACCGGAGCAGACACGAAGAUUAUUCAAAAUGCCGGUAGAACACCAUCGAAGAGAUCCAAAGUGGAAAGACAGAUGAAUCCUCAGGUUCUGUUGAAUCUGUUCAUCUUAGCAUUAAUAGCUAUGGUCUGUGCGAUUGUCGAUCACUUCAACGAAGUCAGAUGGAAUAAUGAACAAGCCUAUUGGAUGUUAUACGCUGAUACUCCAGGUGAUAAUCCGAAUAUCAACGGUUUAGUCACUUUCGCCAACGCUUUCAUCACUUUCCAAAACAUCGUUCCGAUCUCGCUGUAUAUUUCCAUCGAAGCUGUUAGAACCAUCCAAGCUGCUUAUAUCUACUGGGAUAGGAAUAUCAAAUAUAUCAAGAAUGGUGUGGUGACUAGGACAACAGCUAGGAGUUGGAAUCUGUCAGAUGAUCUUGGUCAAAUCCAAUAUGUUUUCUCGGAUAAGACAGGUACUCUCACUCAAAAUGCAAUGAUCUUCCGACAAUGUUCCAUUGGUGGACGAAUAUAUACUGGUGAUGGAAAACCACCUUCUCACCCUACUCUAACCCAUAUACACAGUGAUCCUCAUCAAGUCCAGAAAGCCUCUUCCGGUUCGAGCGAUUCUGAAGACACUGCGCAAAAUGGCGACGAAAAAGGAGAUGACAUCAAAGUCGCUUUACCCAAAGAAGUUCUCGCUCCUUUCCAUGAUGACGAGCUUGAUAAAGAUCUUGCUGCUCACGAUACCGAACAAUCAAGGAUUCUUCACGGCUUCUUCGCUGUGUUAGGUUUAUGUCAUACCGUCCUUGCUGCCGAACCUGAACCUGGAGUCAUCGAAUACAAAGCUCAGUCACCUGACGAAGCUGCUCUCGUACAGUCUGCUGCCGAUGUUGGAUUUGUGUUCAGAGGACGAGAUCAUAAUAUCCUGAAAAUGUCUACCCCCUUCUCGGAUCAACCGGAUGAGUACGAGCUACUUCAUGUACUAGAGUUCAACUCUGCUAGAAAACGAAUGUCCGUCAUUCUGAGAAAAUUAGACGAAGAUGGAAGGAUAUUCCUUCUGACCAAGGGUGCCGAUAACAUCAUUUUCGAACGAUUAUCCAAAGACAACACGCAACGGGAGCUCAAGCAGAAAACCGAUCAAGAUUUACAAUACUUCGCUUCUGAAGGUUUGCGUACGCUUUGUCUAGCGUACAGGGUACUAGGUGAUCAGGAAUACGAAAAUUGGGCCAGGGAUUACCACAAUGCUACGGUCGCUUUGCAGGAUAGAGAAACUCAAGUCGAGGCUGUCUCUUCUAGGAUCGAACAAAAUCUGAUCCUGCUUGGUGCGACCGCCAUCGAGGAUAAGUUGCAGGAUGGUGUACCAGAAACUAUCACAGACCUGAAAAGAGCCGGUAUCAAAGUUUGGGUUGCUACCGGUGAUAAACUGGAAACCGCCGUUGCAAUCGGUUACACUACAAACCUUUUGACUCAAGACACGAAUUUGAUUGUGGUUCGGGAAGGUCGACACUCAAUUCAAGAUCAGAUACGUGACGCCCUCGAAGGGUUUUUCGGCGGCGAGCAAGAUGUCACUAGAACCCUCUCCAGAGUCAGCUCGAGAUCUAGACCAUCUCACGAGGCGCCCAAUCUUGCUAGAGUCAAUACUGGAGUGCAUUCGCUAGUUGGAAGAGACAAUGGUACUCGACCUGGUGGCUUCUCUUUGGUCAUCGAUGGACACGCUCUCGCUCAUUGCUUCGAAGAUGAUGAGACUGAAAGCCUUCUUCUCGCCCUAUCAACCCAAUGUAACACGGUCAUCUGUUGUCGAGUCUCACCCUUACAGAAAGCUCAAAUCGUCCACCUCAUCAAGGACAAUCUCGGUGUCAUGUGCUUGGCCAUCGGAGACGGAGCCAACGAUGUCAGUAUGAUUCAAGCUGCCGAUGUUGGUGUAGGUAUCUCUGGUGAGGAAGGUCUUCAAGCUGUCAACUCGUCCGAUUACGCCAUCGCUCAAUUCCGAUAUCUCAAGCGACUACUGUUCGUUCACGGUCAUUGGUCAUAUUACCGAAACUCAUCGAUGAUUCUCAACUUCUUCUACAAGAACAUCAUCGGUAUCGGAGUAUUAUUCUGGUACAUGAUCUUCUGUGGUUGGUCCACCACAUACGUCUUCGCUUAUGUCUAUCUGCUAUUCUGGAACGUCUUCUGGACAAUUAUGCCAGUUUUGGCGAUCGGUCUAUUCGAUAAAGAUAUUGACGAUGAAUCCCUCAUGGCUUUACCCGAACUAUAUAGGAAAGGUAGAGAAGGAAGAUAUUUCGGUAUCAAGAUCUUCCUUUAUUAUCUAUUUGAAGGAUUCUACCAAACUGCCGUCAUCUACUUCUUCAUCCAUUACACUUACGUCUCUACUACAAUGCGAGGAGACGGAUAUGAUGUGUACAUCUACGAAAUGUCAACUACCAUGGUGAUUGGUGCGGUGAUGGUGGCGAACUUCUUCACAGGUCUAAACAUCGAUUCAUGGACCGGAUGGACAUACUUCGGUAUUCUUUUCGGUCCAGUCUUGAUCUGGUUAUUCACCGCUAUCUAUUCAAUUAUCCCGCCCUCAUCUUUCUAUACCGGUGUUUAUGGCAAUGACGUUUUCUUAUUUAGAUCAGCGGCCUUCUGGUUUGGUUGGCCUUUCGUCUUUGUCAUCGCUCUAUUACCAAGAUAUAUCAUUAGGUACUUGGACCAGAAUGCUUUCGGGGACGAUAUCGCCAAGAUGAGACUAGUCAGGAAAUAUAACCCGGAUGUCAACCCCGAAACUCAUCCGUUGUUAGGUGGUAAAUUAGGUGAAAAGGAUGAAAACGAAAAUGAUGAUGUAGAAGGUGCUCAACCACAGGGUGAAGACGCCAUCAGAUUAGAAAGGAUGAGAUCCACUUCAAAUCAACCGCAAUCACCUUUCGGAAAUUCUGGCAACACCGAUGACGUUGAGAAUGCUCAGAAUAGCGGAAGACCAAGUUACGAAAGAAACCCUAGGAGUUCAUUCCAAUCAGGUAGAUUUGGGAUGCAUUCGCAAGGAAGGGGGUCGGCUGUCGAUAUGUCAACUGGUUUGUCACAAGAACCUUCAAGGGGUUAUGGAUUUACGAUGGAAGAAGGUGGUGUAGCUAUCCAACGGAUGCAAUCCCGAUUAUCUCAGCAUUCCCAACAUUCCAACCGAUAUCGAUUCAUCCCUCGAAUGGGUGGUCAAUCCAAAGAACCCUUCCAGACUGCUCCAAUCCAGCAGAAAGGAGGUAUGGCCAAAAUACGCGAAAGGGCAGGAUCGAUCUUAUCGCGUAAGAGAGCUGGUACCGAUGCGACUCAUCAUUCCGGUGGAGCCGGUGGAGUAGCUGAGUCACCAACUAAAUCAGGUGGAUUCCUUUCACCAGGUGGAAGUGGUGGCUUGAAGAAGAAGCAGAGUACGAGACAGUGGGAGUCGCAGGGACCUGAUAGAGAUGAAGAAGAAGGAGAGGAUCCAGAGUUGGGUAGGGAUCUGGGUAGUGGUCAGAAUAUGGCACCGCCCGAGAUACCAAGAGUAUAA